Molecule: messenger RNA, 1726 nt
Organism: Helicoverpa zea (corn earworm)
Lineage: Eukaryota; Metazoa; Arthropoda; Insecta; Lepidoptera; Noctuidae
Gene: Drip
Product: aquaporin AQPAe.a
Exons: 8
Coding region: 224-1054 (276 amino acids)
Biological process (GO): transmembrane transport
Cellular component (GO): plasma membrane
Molecular function (GO): water channel activity
Source: RefSeq, a predicted model, not a curated record
ACUGUUUAGUCGGGAUAAGUGUCACUUAUAUUCCGUACAUAGCGCGGUGAGCACGCCUCCUGCAAUUUCAGUGUUAAUAAAUCCAGAUAUAAUAAUAUUAUCGUAUUAGCUGCGUAAGAGUUUCGUAGCAGCGUAGCAGUAGUCUACGAGUCGUCGCGUGCGUUCGUUCAGUGCUCAAACGACCGGUCGUUUUAUAUAAUUGUGACCACUACGAUUUUAAACAAUGGCUACCAAGACCGUUAACAAUGUAGAGACCGGUGACAUGGCGCCCGAAUCCCAGGGCGGAGCACCCGCGGCCCCUCCUAGCCGGCCCAAGGGAACAUCCUCCAUCCUUGGUCUGUCAGACGUGACGGACAACAAGUUAAUUUGGAGGCAGUUGAUCGCCGAGCUAGCUGGCACCUUUAUCCUGGUCUCCAUCGGUGUGGCAUCAUGCAUCUCCUUGAGUACCGCCAACGCACCACAGACGACCAGCAUCGCGUUAUGCUUCGGUCUACUCGUUGGGUCUAUUGUUCAGGCUAUUGGUCACGUAUCGGGCGGUCACAUCAACCCGGCUGUCACCCUGGGUCUGUUCGCGGCUGGUGACGUCAAGCUGCUGAAGGCAGUCUGCUACAUCAUCGUUCAGACCCUCGGAGCCAUUGCUGGAGCUGCUUUCAUUAGGCUGGCUGUACCAGAGGAUAAAGUGGGAGGCUUUGGAAUGACUCUCCCUGGACACGGAGUUACAGAGGCUCAGGCUGUCCUAAUCGAGGCUCUGAUCACGUUCCUGCUGGUGAUGGUUGUGCACGGCGUGUGCGACGCGCGCCGCAACGACAUCAAGGGCUCCGCUCCUCUGGCCAUCGGCCUCAGCAUCACUGCCUGCCAUGCUGCUUGCAUUCCUUUCACCGGCUCCAGCAUGAACCCCGCUCGUUCUAUUGGACCCGCCCUCGUCUUGGGUGACUGGACUUCACAAUGGGUAUACUGGGUGGGCCCCAUCGUUGGCGGUGUGAUUGCUGGCGUCGUGUACAAGUUCAUCUUCCGCAUCGGCAAGACCGGUGACAGCGGCUCCUACGACUUCUAGACGAGUCCGUGACGACUGCGUGACGACACGCGGCCGACGCUACCGUGCCUUAACAUAACCCUGCCUCGCGCACACUACUUACGUUUAUAGGAUAUUGCCAAAAAUGGGUCAAAAUUGUCGUGAUAAUACAUUUGCGCCUGUUUAUUUAUAAUUGCAUUAACGUUCAAAUCAAUGAACUGUAUAUAUCUUCAAACGCGAGUUUCCAAAAUCAAGUAUUAGUAGGUAGUGCGCGCGAGGCUAUAGUAUUCAGCUUAUUGAUAUAACCCGUUCAUACGUUGGACCAAAUUGUUAUAGGAUAUUGUCAAUGGGCUUGUACUUGUUAAUUUAGUCUGUCAUUAUGCUCGACGAAAGAUCCAAAGGUUUUACAGCAAUAUUGUUAUUGUUCUACUACGAAAAUUAUGAAAAAAGCCGAUUCGAAACCGUUAUGUCGGAGUAAGAUAUGUAAUUUAAGUUAUAGUUAUAUAAAUAAAGUUAUUAAGUCUAUUUAUAUUAUGUGAAUAAAGUAUUUUUAAGUUGGAUGUUCAUUAUAACAUGUCCAUACUCGAGUGCCUGUGCUAGUUAUGUGAUUAAUUAUUAUAAAUAUUAUACUGUGAGUUAACUUUAGUUUGUAUUCACGACUAAACUUCUCAUACGAAAUGAAAAACUUUGAAAUAAAUAAUCAAUAUUAUAAAA